Olea europaea var. sylvestris is the source of this 5013-nucleotide messenger RNA. RefSeq names its product ABC transporter C family member 14-like. NCBI's taxonomy places the organism in Eukaryota, Viridiplantae, Streptophyta, Magnoliopsida, Lamiales, Oleaceae. Gene Ontology annotation, biological process: transmembrane transport. The coding region runs from base 225 to 4769 and encodes 1514 amino acids. Gene Ontology annotation, cellular component: plant-type vacuole; vacuolar membrane. The transcript is spliced from 12 exons. Gene Ontology annotation, molecular function: ABC-type transporter activity; ATP binding; ATP hydrolysis activity. The record is from RefSeq and is a predicted model, not a curated record.
CAAUAUCACUUAAAAACUUUAUUUGAGCAGAAAAACAAACUGCUGCUGCAAUUAUUUAUCAUCCUCUUCUCCACGUCUCCUUCUGCAGAACCAACAAAUAUAAAAGACUGAAAAUUCAAUAAUGAAUGGCUGAAAAACAAAGAUAUUGUCCUCAUCCGUGUCCAUAAUUAUUCCUCGACGUUUUUCGUGUUCUUUGGAAGCCCAGAAACAGGAGAGAGCAGAAAAUGGGAAUUCUUGAAUUUGACUUGAAGACUCUGAGCAACAUGUCUUCAGCCUCUUGGAUUACAACACUUUCUUGUUCCGGAUCGAUCGAGGACGCCUCAAUUUCAUCCGUUCUUCAAUGGCUAAGAUUCAUUUUCCUUUCUCCUUGUUCUCAAAGGCUACUUUUAACUUCAUUGGAUGUUUUGUUCUUGCUUAUUUUGCUUGUAUUUGCAAUUCAAAAGCUGUAUUCGAGAUUCACUUCGAAUGCACAUUCUAGUUCUGAAAUCAAUAAGCCUCUCAUUGCCAACAAUGGAGGUUUAGUUACGAGUAAUUUCUGGUUUAAGUUGUGUCUCAUUGUAACAGUUCUUUUAGCAGUUUCUUCUAUUGUUUUAUGCGUUCUGGCCUUCAUUAGAAGUGCUGAAUUGCAAUGGAAGAUCGUAAAUGGACUGUUUUGGUUGUUUCAAGCAAUAUCUCAUGUAGCGAUCACUGUAUUAGUCGCCCAUGAGAAGAGAUUCAAAGCAGUUACCCAUCCGUGGACUCUUCGAAUAUACUGGAUUGUAGAGUUUGUCAUUUUAGCCUUGUUCUUCGCAUCAGGGCUCGUACGCUUGAUUUCUUUUCAAGAAACUGCUUCAGGCCUGCGAUUGGACGACAUUGUUUUGAUAAUCAUGUUUCCUCUGUCGAUUGUUCUUCUCGUGAUUGGAAUUAAAGGAUCCACAGGCAUUUCAGUACUAAGGGAUGACACUAAACCAGUAGUAGAUUCAAAUACCGAAUUGUACGAACCUCUUCUUGACAAAUCUAAUGUAAGUGAAUACUCUUCAGCACCUGUCAUAUCUAAGCUCUUUUGGAUCUGGAUGAAUCCCCUUCUGAAAAAAGGCUACAAAUCUCCUCUCAAAAUUGAAGAUGUACCUACCCUUUCACCAGAACACAGAGCCGAACGAAUGUCACUGCUUUUUGAAAAAAAUUGGCCUAAACCUGAAGAGAACUCAAAGCAUCCAGUCGUGAAAACAUUGGUUCGAUGCUUCUGGAAGCAAAUUGCAUUCACUGCUUCACUCGCGAUCUUGAGGCUCUGUGUCAUGUAUGUUGGGCCUACUCUCAUCCAGCGAUUUGUUGAUGUCACAGCAGGAAAUGGGAGUUCGCCUUAUGAAGGAUACUACCUUGUACUGAUUCUCUUACUAUCCAAAUUCGUUGAAGUUUUGAGCUCACACCACUUCAACUUUCAUUCUCAAAAACUUGGGAUGCUGAUUCGAUCAACACUCAUUACUUCCUUGUACAAGAAGGGUUUGAGGCUAACAUGCUCUGCAAGACAGGCUCAUGGAGUCGGACAAAUUGUGAACUAUAUGGCAGUGGAUGCUCAGCAGCUUUCCGAUAUGAUGCUGCAGCUACAUUUCUUAUGGCUGAUGCCAUUGCAAAUCACAGUGGCUCUUGUUAUUCUAUACCAGUACAUUGGUGUUUCAACAUUUGUUGCCCUAUUCGGACUUGCCUUAGUAGUCUUGUUUGUUCUGUUUGGUACUCGAAGAAACAACGGGUUCCAGUUUAAUAUUAUGAAGAACCGUGAUUUGAGAAUGAAAGCCACAAAUGAGAUGCUUAGCUACAUGCGGGUAAUUAAAUUCCAGGCAUGGGAAGAACACUUCAACAAAAGAAUUCAAUCGUUCCGUGAAUCAGAAUAUGGAUGGCUAUGCAAGUUUAUGUAUUCUAUGUCUGCCAAUAUCAUUGUAUUGUGGAGCACUCCAUUGUUUAUUGCUACAUUGACAUUUGGAAGUUCAAUUUUGCUGGGGAUUCCACUUUCAGUGGGGACUGUUUUCACCACAACCUCACUCUUAAAGAUGUUGCAGGAACCUAUAAGGACGUUCCCACAAUCCAUGAUCUCACUUUCACAAGCUAUAAUCUCUCUUCAAAGGCUGGAUAGAUAUAUGACUAGUCAGGAGUUGGUGGAUAAAUCAGUCGAAAGAGUCGAGGGUUGCGAGGGUGAUAUAGCUGUGGCUGUGGAAGACGGAUCUUUUAGCUGGGAUGAUGAGAAUGGGGAAGAAGUCGUAAAGAAUUUAAAUUUUGAGAUCAAAAAAGGGGAACUUGCAGCAAUAGUUGGGACAGUAGGAUCAGGGAAGUCCUCUGUUCUGGCUUCAAUUCUCGGUGAGAUGAAUAAAUUAUCUGGGAAGCUUAGAGUAUGUGGUAGCACUGCUUAUGUUGCCCAAACAUCAUGGAUCCAGAACGGGACAAUACAAGAAAAUAUCCUCUUUGGCUUGCCAAUGAGCAGGGAAAGAUACAUGGAAGUUAUCAGGGUUUGUUGCUUAGAGAAGGACUUGGAAAUGAUGGAAUUUGGGGAUCAGACUGAAAUUGGAGAGCGUGGUAUCAAUCUAAGUGGUGGACAAAAGCAGAGGAUUCAACUGGCCAGAGCAGUUUAUCAGGAUUGUGAUAUUUAUCUACUUGACGAUGUAUUUAGUGCAGUUGAUGCUCACACUGGUUCAGACAUAUUUAAGGAAUGUGUGAGAGGCAUCGUUAAAGAUAAGACCAUUAUACUCGUUACACAUCAAGUGGACUUCCUGCAUAAUGUUGAUCAGAUAUUAGUUAUGAGAGAUGGGAUGAUUGUGCAAUCAGGAAAAUACAAUGAUCUAUUAGAAUCUGGCUUGGAUUUCAAAGCUUUAGUAACUGCCCACGAAACAUCUAUGGAGCUUGUAGACGUCGAAAACGCUACAGAGAAUAGUUCCCCCACUAUAUCUACUCAAAAAUCUUUUAAACUAAGGGAAGAAAAUGGUGAAAGUAAAUCUGAAGACCAAAGUGACCCUAAUCAAGGGAGUUCUAAGCUUAUCAAGGAAGAGGAGAGGGAAACCGGGAGAGUUAGCUUAAGUGUUUACAAAUUAUAUUGCACCGAGUCCUUCGGAUGGUUGGGUGUAGUGGCAGUGUUGUUCUUUUCCCUGGCAUGGCAAGGAACUUUAAUGGCAAGUGAUUACUGGUUGGCAUAUGAAACUUCGUCAAAACGUGCUGCAUCAUUCAACCCUUCUUUUUUCAUCGAGAUAUAUGCUAUCAUUGCAGCAGUUUCCUGUGUACUGAUUCUUCUACGAAUCAUCUUAGCUACAGUUAUGGGACUUAAGACAUCACAAAUUUUCUUCGGACAAAUGCUUCACAGCAUCCUUCACGCGCCUAUGUCAUUCUUUGAUACUACACCUUCUGGAAGGAUUCUUAGUCGGGCAUCAACCGAUCAAACUAACGUUGAUAUUUUCAUUCCAUUCUUUAUGAGUGUGACUAUUGCCAUGUACGUCACACUUAUUAGCAUAAUCAUUAUCACGUGUCAAUACACUUGGCCUACUGUGAUCUUUUUGAUUCCACUUGGCUGGCUGAAUAUCUGGUGCCGGGGAUACUAUCUUUCCACAUCUCGAGAAUUGACACGGCUGGAUUCUAUCACAAAAGCACCCGUGAUUCACCAUUUCUCUGAAUCCAUUACUGGUGUCAUGACUAUUCGUUGUUUCAGAAAGCAGGAAAGGUUUUCUCAGGAGAAUAUCAACCGUGUAAAUGCAAAUGUGCGUAUGGACUUCCACAAUAACGGGGCCAAUGAGUGGUUGGGCUUUCGCUUGGAACUGAUUGGAAGUUUCGUCCUCUGCAUAUCUGCGUUGUUUAUGAUCAUUCUACCUAGCAAUAUCAUCAAGCCAGAGAAUGUCGGCUUAUCUCUCUCUUAUGGGUUGUCCCUCAACUCUGUGCUAUAUUUUGCGAUAUAUAUCAGUUGCUUUCUGGAAAAUAAGAUGGUUUCAGUCGAGAGGAUAAAACAGUUCACUGUAAUACCCUCUGAAGCGGAAUGGAAUAAAAAAGAAUUCCUCCCUCCGUUGAAUUGGCCUACCCAUGGCAAUGUUGAGCUCAAAGACCUGCAGGUUAGGUACCGUCCAGAUACACCUUUAGUUCUUAAAGGACUUACUUUCAGCAUAAGGGGAGGUGAAAAAAUCGGUGUUGUUGGUCGUACUGGGGGUGGAAAAUCCACUCUAAUCCAGGUUUUGUUUAGAUUGGUGGAGCCAUCAGCGGGAAAAAUAAUUAUCGACAGCAUUGACAUUUCAGCACUUGGACUUCAUGAUCUGAGGUCGCGCUUUGGGAUCAUCCCUCAAGAACCUGUUCUUUUUGAAGGAACCGUGAGAAGCAAUAUUGACCCAAUUGGGCAGUAUUCAGAUGAAGAAAUAUGGAAGAGUCUAGAGCGUUGCCAACUUAAGGACGUUGUGUCUGCAAAACCUGGAAAACUUGAUUCUGCAGUUGUUGAUAAUGGUGACAACUGGAGUGUCGGGCAGAGACAACUUCUAUGCCUGGGACGGGUGAUGCUGAAACGAAGCCGACUUUUGUUUAUGGAUGAGGCAACUGCUUCAGUCGAUUCACAGACAGAUGGAAUGAUUCAGAAAAUCAUCCGGGAGGACUUCACAGCAUGCACAAUUAUAAGCAUUGCUCACAGAAUACCAACUGUCAUGGACUGCGAUAGAGUUUUGGUCAUAGAUGCAGGAAGGGCAAAAGAAUUCGACAAGCCAUCUCGUUUGCUUGAAAGGCAUUCACUCUUUGGGGCAUUGGUUCAGGAGUAUGCUAAUCGAUCAUCAGAACUUUGAAUGCUCGAUUCUUGUCAAGAAUUACAAGAAAAGUCAAGUUCAAAUGAGGCAAGGCUUUAGCUACAUAUCAAGAGACGGUCGAGGAAGGGCAUUAUACGGGAAGAUAUGCAUCUGAAAGUUGAAAAACAAGUAUAUGUCCCGAGAUUUUGAAAAUAGUUGUUAAUGACAUUAUGCAGUGCAUGUUGUUGAUCGCGUGUUAGUUACAUAUUAUUCUUCGAAUUGAAGCCAAUAUUUUUUAUGACAA